Messenger RNA from Musca vetustissima, 414 nucleotides. RefSeq lists its product as uncharacterized. NCBI's taxonomy places the organism in Eukaryota, Metazoa, Arthropoda, Insecta, Diptera, Muscidae. The transcript is spliced from 2 exons. The coding region runs from base 1 to 414 and encodes 137 amino acids. The record is from RefSeq and is a predicted model, not a curated record.
AUGACGCAGGCAGUGGCUGAGACCAAUCCCAAACCCCCUCCAAACGUGGAAGUGGUGAUCGAUCGAAAGGCUCAAAAGGCCGCAGAGAAGAUGUUGCGUUCCCAAAGGAAUUUAGAAAUCUAUAAUAAUUUUGCAACACCCCUGGCCGGAACAUUCCUCAAUUUGCCCACAACACCGGCUGUGAUACGCUGUCCCUCAUGCGGAGUAAAGGGUAUGAGUGAGGUGCAUGUUGAGCCCAAGAAAUGGGCCAAGAAGUGGAACAGUUUCUUUGGUUGUCUAUUUGCCUCCCUGUGCUGUUGUUGUUGUUUCAAUUAUUCCGAUCCCUGUGGCCAGUGUGACACAAAUCAUUAUUGUAAAAAUUGCAAUUGUUAUUAUGGACGAGCGAAACGUAGACCACCAGCAUUGGUAGCCUGA